Salvelinus namaycush (lake trout) is the source of this 865-nucleotide messenger RNA. Its product is annotated as thioredoxin-like protein 1. The transcript is spliced from 4 exons. Lineage: Eukaryota; Metazoa; Chordata; Actinopteri; Salmoniformes; Salmonidae. The coding region runs from base 16 to 429 and encodes 137 amino acids. The record is from RefSeq and is a predicted model, not a curated record.
UGACUAGACUAAUAGAUGUAUAGUACUAAACUCAUAUUUUCUCCCAUUCAGCUCCUAAUUACAAUGGCCUUCAACCAGCCUGUCAAGCUGUUCUCAAUGAAGCUCCUGUCCUCUGACUUCGCCCAGGCACCAAAGUGUGUGAAGAUCUUCAUUAACCUGCCUCGCUCCAUGGACUUUGACGAUGCUGAGCGUAGUGAGGCCACCCAGACCCUGGACCUGGCAGAGGAGGAUUUCAAGGACGACGGACUGAUUCCACUGAGAUACGUCAAAUUCCAGAAUGUCCAGAGCGUCACCAUGUUUGUGAAGAACAACCAUGGGGAUGAGGAGACAACGAAAAUCAAUUACCUUACUUUUAUUGGGACUCCUGUACAGGCAACGAACAUGAAUGACUUCAAACGGGUUGUGGGCAAGAAAGGAGAGAGUCACUGAUAAGGAAGAGAGGAGGAGAAGACUGUCCGUAUUGCUGCGACGAUCCCUCCCAGGACUUCCCUCUUGUCUGUCUGCCAAAGCUGCCACUGGGAGGGUUAGGGUCUGCUCCACUGUAACAACACAAGACAACCAAUGCUGCCACUGGGAGGGUUAGGGUCCGCUCCACUGUAACAACACAAGACAACCAAUUCUGUGUUCCAAAUAGCACACUAUUCCCUUUUCUUAAAGUACACUAUGAUCCAGAGGUGUCAGCGGUCAAAAGUAGUGCAUUGUAUAGUGAGUCAUUGGGGACACACCCACCCGACCUAACGUUUAUACGAGCUUGUUCUCCUCCGUCUGCCAGUGACGAGGCAACUCGCUCAAUUCAUUCAACAUUUUUUUUAAUUGUAAUUCAGACAAACAAUGUAAAUAAACACAAUCCUUUUUCAAAGGCAAA